Messenger RNA from Cynoglossus semilaevis (tongue sole), 3644 nucleotides. It is a transcript of the gene abhd13, whose product is annotated as abhydrolase domain containing 13. Gene Ontology annotation, cellular component: membrane. NCBI's taxonomy places the organism in Eukaryota, Metazoa, Chordata, Actinopteri, Pleuronectiformes, Cynoglossidae. Gene Ontology annotation, molecular function: palmitoyl-(protein) hydrolase activity. Bases 429 to 1484 code for a protein of 351 amino acids. The record is from RefSeq and is a predicted model, not a curated record. The transcript is spliced from 2 exons.
CGCAGUCAUUGUACGAGAAGACGUUGUAAUUUCUGUGUAACAUUCUUUGCUUUAAUCACGCGGGAUAAAAGUCAAAAAAAUGAUGAGAGAUUUUCUCUUUGUUUUUUUCCACGUUAUAAUAAAUAACUUUUUAAUGAAAGGACUUUUCCCCUUUUUUAUUAGAGGUCAGUAUAUUUUUUAGCGGAACGGUUUCUCUGUGUAGCGCUAGAUACGGAACCGCUUGAAUGUUACACCAAUUAGCCCUGCCGGUGCUAUCAGCAGCUAGCAGCUACCCGUCUGUUUUCACCGCUGACUUUUGACAUAAUUUUUUUAUUGAAGUGGACGACUGUGACUGUUCAGUCGCUCUGUUUGGUUUACAAAUAUUGCAAAAUGGAGAACAGAAUCUGAAGAUGGGAGAAAGCGUCUUUGUCGUGUGAUUCUGUUCAGACAUGGAGAAGCCCUGGAGGUUGUGGGGGGCGAUGGAGCGAUGUACCCUGGCUCUGGUCUCAUGGUCCUGGGGCGCCUGUCGUGUCUCCCUCUUGGCUCUCAUUCUCACCUUCCACCUGUAUGGAGGAUUUUUUCUCCUAGCUCUCAUCCUGGCCUCUGUGGCAGGAAUUCUGUACAAAUUCCAGGAUGUACUCCUCUACUUCCCUGACCAGCCAUCCUCUUCACGCAUUUAUGUUCCUAUGCCCACCGGAAUCCCACAUGAGAAUCUGUACAUUCGCACCAAAGAUGGUGUGAAGCUCAACCUCAUUCUGCUUCGUUACACAGGAGGUGACACGCUCCCUGGUGUCACGCCUGGCAAUCAGAGCAGCACGACAUCUUCAUCUCCGCCUACCAUCCUUUAUUUCCAUGGAAAUGCUGGAAACAUUGGCCACAGAGUGCCUAACGCCCUGCUGAUGCUGGUCAACCUGAAAGCUAAUGUGGUGUUGGUGGACUAUCGUGGUUAUGGAAAAAGUGAGGGCGAGCCUAGCGAGGAUGGGCUUUACCUGGAUGCUGAGGCUACGUUGGAUUAUGUUAUGACCCGACCUGAUUUAGACAAGACAAAGGUGGUACUCUUCGGCCGCUCACUAGGAGGUGCUGUAGCUGUGCGCUUGGCCUCAGUAAACCCUCACCGCGUGGCAGCCAUUAUGGUUGAAAACACCUUCCUCAGCAUUCCUCACAUGGCAGCGACUCUGUUCUCCUUCUUACCAAUGCGCUUGCUUCCUCUGUGGUGCUACAAAAAUCAGUUUCUGUCUUAUCGGCACGUGGCGCUGUGCCGCAUGCCCUCCCUAUUCGUGUCUGGUCUGUCAGACCAGCUCAUCCCACCGGUCAUGAUGAAACAACUGUAUGAGCUCUCACCUGCACGGACUAAACGCUUAGCCAUCUUUCCGGAGGGAACGCACAAUGACACAUGGCAGUGUCAGGGCUACUUCGCUGCUCUGGAGCAGUUCAUUAAAGACCUGCUGAAAAGCCAUGCGCAUGAGGAGAGUGCGCAAGCAUCAGCCAGUGUCACUAUCAUAUGAGGAAGAAAAAAAAAAGGCCAGGGAGUGACUGGACUUUGGCCAUGGGCAGGAAAAUAUCCAGGUCAACGUACAUUGUUUCUUUUUCUGGGUUUUUAUCAAAUUUUAUUCUUGAUGUAAAUUUAACACGUCAAAGCUAUUUUGACAAUUUCAAGGAUUAAGAAAAUGUAAUGGUGUUCUUGAGGGAUUUUUGUCAUUUUUCUGUGCAUAUUGCAGAUAUGAAUGCAUGAUCUUAUGACCUUUUAUGAAUGAAAGGCAGACCUGUAUACGCUGCGAUACCACCCCCUCACAUAAGAAAUGUUCUGUUGUGGUUCUGCUCAAAUCAAAUGAAAUGAAACAGUUGCACAUAUUUGUAUUUAAAGCACCACAUCAGUGAGAGUGAAAGACAACUUUAGUUUCUAAUCCACACAAUUUCCAACUGAUUUGUAGGUCUGCUCUGUCUACGCAGUACGCAUUUAAUUAUAAAUAUAUCUCUGUUGACGUGACACUUUUUGACCUUUUUGUUCCUGUUGAUAUUCUUAGCUAACAGCAAUACCUGAAAGGUAUUUCUUCCUUUAGAUGGUUGUGGUUGUUAUAAUUCUAGGGAUUCAUAUUUACAUAAUAAUAUAUUCCUUUUAAUAUUUUUUUUUCAAAAACAAAACUAAGGAAAUUAAAAUUAAAAUUAAAAUUAAGGAAAUUAAUUGUUGUGUAACUGAGUGAUUACUUGGAGAGAGGGCAAAGAUGAAGUGGUCAGAAAUUCUUAAAAAUGUGAAAUAAUAUAUCCUGAGAAUCAUGUGGCAAGCUAUUACUUGUAAGUUGCCCUGUUCCCCUAAAAAUAAAACUAGGAGACAUUAGUAUUGUUCAAUUCAAUUAAAAUUGGGUACUUCUGUUAUGCCAUCAUUUCAUCAAGUAAUCCAAAAAAUCCAAGGUUGCACAAAUGCAAAUAUGUUGUUGCGGUAGCCUGGGUAACACAGAGAGAGUGUUUUUCAAAGCGAGUCAUUGUUAAACUGUUCCACUGGAAAGUAACACACAAAGUCAAAUGUUAAGCAGUGGGAUUUGUCACAAAUAACUGACUUUCCUUUUAACACAUUUGUCAAGUCUUGUCACACAGAGCAGUAAAACACAAUUUCUUUACAUAAAACAGCUUCACAUCCCCUGUGCCCGACCUCCAAUCAUGGGAACCCAUGAAGACUUUUGCAUAAAAAUGUCAAAGCAAAACAUAGGUGGUUGGUCUUAAACUGGCCCUCAUAUAGACAUCUCUAAAUUAUUACUCUUUAGUACAGAAAAUAUACUGUAAAUCGCACAUGGUGAUGCAUCAGGGCUGUCCACAGAAGGCCUGAACCUGUCACAGAGUUAAAAAAAAGAUCAUGCACUGUAGGUAAUAAAUUAGUACUAAAGUACUAAAACAGGGUUGUCUUUUUAUUUUCAGCCUGCAGAGGCACUGCACCAGGCUGGUCACAGAGCCGUUUGAAUAAUUGAACAAAAUAAUUCUCUUCAGCCAGAAUUGACACUGUUCCUAAACAGUGCAAUAAAACAAUUGUGGCGAUACCAGAAAUCUGAAUGUGAUGUCUUCAUGUCGUCUUUGUCUGAUAAUGACAAUGCUGAGAGCAGUGCUGAAAUUUAAAGUUUAAUUAAAAUGUUCCUUUUAAGAGACUGCUCUUUCAAUAUCAUUUGAUCAUCACUGUGCGAUAAACAAAAAGAACUGUGUGAAUAUGAACUCAUUUCACUAUGUUUACACAUUUCUGCUUUUUUGUUUGUUUAAAUUUCUAGUAAUUUCUUUAGGGGAGAAUUCAAGUUUGUCUCACAGUCACUGAAAGGACAAAAAGAAAACCUCAAAACAAACACUGAAUGUCUUUACUGAGUGAAUGAUUUUACAUGUUUUUGACAUCUUUGGGAUGGGAAUCUGCUUUUUUUGAGUUUCGGCAAAUCAUGUAUUUAACUUGAACAGUGUUUGUGUAAAUCUGUCAUGCCUUUUUAUUCCAUUUACAUAAAACUUCAGUGGGAUUUUUUUCAACAUUUUUCAUGCAUCCAAAUGAUGCAGCAGUCAGUUUGGGUUUUCUUUUCUUCUCAUUUUUCAUUUUCUAUUUCCAAUACAAGACGGACACAACUUUUUUUGUAAGCACACAUUUUCACUUUCUAUUUUCUGUACUUUAACAUGCAAUAAACUGAUACAUUUAAAAUGUA